AUUCUCACAACAAACACUUCUGAAGACCUAUUAUCUCAAGUUGCUAGUUAAAGCGCUUCAAGAUGAUUAUCCCUAUUCGAUGCUUCUCGUGUGGGAAGGUUAUCGCUGAUAUUUGGGAGCGCUACAUGAAGCUUCUCGAAGAAGAUGUGCCCGAUGGUGAGGCUAUGGACAAAGUUGGCGCAAAGAGAUACUGCUGUCGACGCAUGCUCAUGACACACGUCGACUUGAUCGAAAAACUCCUUCAGUACGAUCCUGCCGAACGAAGAAUAAGGGCGCAAUAAGUCUCCAAUUACGCUGUAGAAAUGCGGUUACUCCCUAUAACUUCAGUCACAACUCCUACGUGGCAGACGAAGCAACCUCGAGUGCAUGGGCUGAAAAGGGCCAAUUGUGCCUGCAGAUUUUCACGGGCAGCAAGGCGUUGGGAGUAAAGUGGGUUUGCAUAUGAUCAAUUAUGAUGAGGACGCAGAUGAUAGAUGUGUAUGAAUACCCAAAGAAUAUCACACUAUGGAUAAUACGAACUGAAAUGCGGUUUGACACAAUCUGGAAGCUGGGAUCUUGAAUCAGGCAAUGUCGGCAUAGGGACAAAUCACUUUUAGAUGACGACUUCCUCUGUUGGUCCAAGAGGCAGUGAUGCGCCUUUGUCUACUCAAAACAGAGCUAAAGAUUCACGAGUGGCUUCCAUAUGCUCCACCAACAUUUGACCUCUGCCAGAUUUCCAUCACG
Exophiala oligosperma is the source of this 723-nucleotide messenger RNA. RefSeq lists its product as uncharacterized. Gene Ontology annotation, biological process: tRNA transcription by RNA polymerase III; transcription by RNA polymerase II; transcription by RNA polymerase I. Gene Ontology annotation, molecular function: zinc ion binding; DNA-directed RNA polymerase activity; DNA binding. Gene Ontology annotation, cellular component: RNA polymerase I complex; RNA polymerase II, core complex; RNA polymerase III complex. The coding region runs from base 63 to 281 and encodes 72 amino acids. The transcript has 4 exons. Lineage: Eukaryota; Fungi; Ascomycota; Eurotiomycetes; Chaetothyriales; Herpotrichiellaceae. The record is from RefSeq and is a predicted model, not a curated record.